Messenger RNA from Dromiciops gliroides (monito del monte), 1668 nucleotides. RefSeq names its product C-X-C motif chemokine ligand 14 (gene CXCL14). Bases 234 to 533 code for a protein of 99 amino acids. The transcript has 4 exons. The record is from RefSeq and is a predicted model, not a curated record. Gene Ontology annotation, biological process: antimicrobial humoral immune response mediated by antimicrobial peptide; cell chemotaxis. NCBI's taxonomy places the organism in Eukaryota, Metazoa, Chordata, Mammalia, Microbiotheria, Microbiotheriidae. Gene Ontology annotation, molecular function: chemokine activity. Gene Ontology annotation, cellular component: extracellular region.
GGCAGCGGGAGCUGUUUUAAAAGAGGAGAGCAGAGCUCCGGAGAACUGAGAGCAAGCGAGAGCGCACGGAGCAGAUAUAGACAGGAGCUGAAACUGACCAGGGCUCAGGAGCACUGGAGAUCUGCAACUCUCCCCACAGCUGACUGCCCGAGAGCUCCGGAGCAAGAGCUUGCAAGGAAGCCGAGCGGGCAGCGAGAUUUUCCCAGUUCCCUAGAGACACCUGAGCGCUGGCCAUGAAGCUCUUGACAGGACUGCUGCUCUUGCUGCUCCUUGUAUUGUGCUGUUUCGGGGUAGAAGGGUCAAAAUGCAAAUGCUCAAGGAAAGGACCAAAGAUAAGAUACAGUGAUGUCAAGAAGCUGGAAAUGAAACCAAAGUACCCGCACUGUGAAGAGAAGAUGGUUAUCAUCACUACCAAGAGCAUGUCACGGUACCGGGGACAAGAACACUGCCUACAUCCCAAACUCCAGAGUACAAAGAGAUUCAUCAAGUGGUACAAUGCGUGGAAUGAGAAACGCAGGGUGUAUGAAGAGUAAGACAAGAAAAUCCUAAUGAAAAAAGUCAGAAAUUUUUGGAAGACUUGAACAAAGGACUCUGCAGAAAAACCUUUCUUUCUCACAGACAUAAGACACAAAUUAUAUAUUGUUACAAAAGCACUUUUUACCAAGGGUCAGUUUUUACAUUUUAUAGCUGUUUGCAAAAGGUUUCCAAGUGUCCUGUCUCUUGCAUUUCAGAGCUCACAACUGUAUGCUUUUUACUGAAUUUGGAAAAAUCCAUGUCUUUCAUUUUUUAAAUGUCUUUUUGUAUUCAUUCAUCCAUCACUAUGAUUGCAACUGAGCUUUAUAAGCUCAUUAGCUGGACAAAUAAUCUGUGUGGUGGUUAUUGCAUAGCAGCGCUCUGUUACUUGUAGCCCUAAGAAGAUUUCCACUUCAGAUUUUAUAGUGACUUUCCACAGGGGCCCUUCCAUAGAGGGGAGAAGGCACACAGCUUACAGUGUACCCUGCCAUGCUACUGUGUUGCUAUAUGUCUAUGCAAUAUGGGCCCACAGCAGCUGGUAGAACUGAAUGAGCAUCAUUCUUCCAUAUGCUCUUUGCUGAAAUAAAAGCUGAUUGCCAGGGAAGUGUACUUAAUUCCCCCCAGUUAAUUUUUACACAUAGUAGAAGGGGAAGUGUGGGUGAUCCCAAGCCAAAUUCAUGUCUAAGGAGGAUGCUGGAUUCUUCUCCCAUUAAGAGGAGAUAUGAAAGGUAGACUGCUCCAAUCUCAAGUAUUUUAUGCUUCAAGAACAAUAGAUUUGCUAUCUUUCUUAGUAAAAAUCCUUCAAGGAAACUUUAUAUAUAUAUAUGUACAUGCACGCAGGCAUACAAAUACACAUACAUAUAAAGAAUGUGACCCCCCCCCCCAACCAGAAACACACACAAUCUCUGUCAUUGUGAAUGUAAUGCUUCCAUGGUUAAUAGUACAGUUCUCUCUCUUUUUUAAAAAAUAGAGUAACAAAACUACCUUUCCCUUUGUAAAUAUACUCUAGUCAAACUGCGUAUCAUGUUCUUCCAGUAUCAUGUAUUACACAAUGAAGUUAUCAUAUGAUAUUUAAAUGUCUGAAAUAAUUAGAGUUGCAUGCAGUUUUCAUAUUCUUUCUAAGACAAAUGGAAAAGUAAUAAAAUAUAUUUAAAA